AUGCCGUGCUAUAAUCCAGGAAGCGGCGAAGUACAAAUUUCGCCGACUUUUCUGUCUUCAGAUCUCCUCACCCCAGGAGUACAUAGAAGAAUUACUUUUUCUUCUUUGGGGUAAGUUAAUUAUAGUCCAGAAUGUCGUGGAAAUCCCAAAUGCAUUCGAUCGAACGCGCAAACGCGUGCGCAUCAUUUUGUUACUUACUGUUAACUGACCAUGUUCAAUCAAAAAAAAAAAACCCGAAUAACGAGCUAGGAUCACAUCUGAAUUUGCCUGCUUUAUCCGUAGUUUACUUGAAUGAUUUUUUUUCAUACUUCGCAGUAAUUAACCUUCCGACUGUUAAUAGAAUUGUCAAUGAAUGUGUAGCCUACCUAAUACGUCAGGGAGGCUAAAACUGAGUAAGUCAAUUUUCAAGAAUAUGGUUUCCUCUUUUCUAUGAAAAGAAGUAAUUGGAUAGUUUUAGAACUGUUUCAGUGGAAUAUUUUAUUCAAUUUUUAUUCAUUUAAUUUUACUCUUCUUUGUAAUAUAGCUGUUUUUUUUAUUAUAUCGGGAGCAUCCCUAGUAUGGCGCGUAGGCGCUUUUGGAUGUUUCCCCUCUACAGGUUAAUGUUGUAUUUUGUUAAAAUUAUUCGCGCAUAGAGUGAAUGUUAAUAUAAAGAUCUAGCAAGAGCUAAAAGCGAAGCUCUCGUUUAUGCAUUUUAAAUUUACUUCAUACAAUGGACUUUAAAUCAUUGCAAAGAAAUGUUUAAAUCUAUAUAAUUAAGGAAGAACCAUAUGACUGAAAAACAUAAACUUAAGCCUGCGAUCAAUAAAUCAUUUGGUUAUCAGGGUAUAAUUCAGUUUCUUUUCAGUCUUAUGGAUUACGCCAUUCGGUGAUUGCACCCGUCCCCAACACCAAGAAACUACCCCCACCUACCCCUCCCCUAAGCCAACAUUAACACUGCCUUGAAUGCAAGGCUGCCACUACGGCAAAGAGCUGAUUUAUUAUAGGCCAAUAUUUCGGCUAACAAAAUUAGCCUUCCUCAGGGCCAGAGCCAGAAGAGAGAAAAAAUCUUUUAACGGUUUCUAAAAUUGAAAUUUAAGAUUUACAUAAGUGGUUAAUAAUUAACUAAAAUUAUAAAUACUAGGUAGAAUAAUAUACAGGUAAAUGAUUAUCCAAUAAAAAUAGAAAUAGAAACAGUUCAAUGUUCAUUCCUUCGGUUCAGACCGUCUGAUGACAGGGUUUUACCUCUCUCUAUGAGGUACGCUUCUCUUGCCUUACGGAGUGACAUGCUGAGAGUGGGUUGUAAUUCCACCAGAAUAAGUUCCAUGUCUGCGAUAGAGUGGCCAGGUUGAUUUAAGUGGAAAGGGACUGCUGCUGUGGCGUCGUCUGCGCGGAGUGGAUUGUUUUUUUGCCGGUCUACUUUCUUUAAAUCGUUCACGAAGUGAGCAUGUUGGCUUAGGGGAGGAGUAGGUAUGCAGUUUCCCAGAAACGUAUAAUGAUCCAAAACGACUAAUACUCACGCUAGUGAUCGGAUAGGUUCAAUGCAAUUUAUUUGUAAUCCGGUUCAAGGCAAAAUUUAUCCAUUUUCCUUUUAAGGUGUCCAAUCACGUCAUGGAAAAUACAUCUCUGAUGGUGUUUUGUUUUUAUAGGGUUUUUCGAAGGCCAAAUAAUGCAACAAGUUGGGGGACAGAGGACACCAAAUAUGGAGGCAUAAGGAGACUUGCGGUCUUAUCCCAGGCCCCUGCUGUCGUAAAAGACAUCGUAAAAUGUCGCACUCACAGGCAUUACUCCAGUGGGGUGAAUAACUAGUAAGUGAAAUAUGUUAGUUAUGUGUUUCAUUUUUCACAUUCCAAAGGGUAAUCUCAUUCCCAGAUCUCACUCUGACGCUAAAAGAUGAGAGACCUAGCCUCGAGAAUUGGGUAAAUGAUUCAGAUAACUUUGGCCUUAAAUCCACAGUUAAUGUACCCUGCGAGCAGUGCUUUCUCAAGGCUCGACACUACGCUUCCCGUGGGAAAGAAACCACUGCGAGCAACCGUUUGCUUUUCCCUCGAGCAUGCGCGUCCACGUGAUGACUACGAAUAUCCAUCGACAAGACGGCAACGAGAACUUCAACAAAACGAUAGGUUUAAUAAGAAAAACAACAACUUUGCACGUGCAUCACGCUUUUAUUUUUGCAUUUCUUUGCCAUUUUUACACGACUACGACGUGAAGAUGCCUAAUUUUGCUUUUUAUGGAUAACGUAAACAAGCAACGACGAAAUUUAUUUUUCUUUUCGCUCUUGAACUUGAAUAUGGUCCCUUGGAAUUCAACUCCAUUUGGGUUUUGCCUACAUUUGACAAAGUAAGUAGAUAGGAAUAAAUAAUCCAAAGAAACACUGAAUAUCCACAGCAGGCUCGCAUUAAAGCAGCAAUUGUAAGCGUAAGCAAAUGCGCGAGAGCCUAAACUUGCUUUCAAACAUCCAUAGCGCUGGACGGCGUUUCCAUCAAAGAAGCAGACGGAUGCUCGCAGUGGUUUCUCUCCCUUCGUAGCGUAGCGUCCGGCCUGGAGAAACCACUGCUUGCUACAAACAACAGACAGUUUAGGCUGACAUGUUUUCAAAAACCAUUUGCAAUCCGUUUCAAUCUUCUUCAGGAUUGUCCAUCCGGGCUUGCUUUUGCAGUUGCCGUGUUAUUUACACCUUCUUUUGUCGUUUUGAGCGGUGGUUUCACUCAAUUUUUCGCAGUUCCUACUGUUAGGAUUUUGAAAAAUGUCGUGACAUACCUCCUUUAAGUAUGCGCACAGCCGUGAACAGCUGCUUCGGCCUCAUUCUCGACCCCAUGCAGAGCUCUUCUCUAUUGCGCAUCAGAUUCACGUGGAGUCAAAAGCGUGAGCUCUGGGCUCAAGACUGAUUCGGUCUUAUUAGGCCGAAACAAGGCGAGGUCAUCGUUGCUUAGGAACGCUGUACAAGGUUCUUUAAGCGACAGGUCCUCCUUACAGGUCGAAGAGGUGUGUUAGAUUAUAAAUCAUUUUUUAUCAUUUUUUAAAAUAAUAUUCAUUAACUGUACUCAACGUUUGAAAUAAUGCUAGGGAAAAGUCGAGUCUAAAGUACAGGUCCUAUUCCACAGGUAAGAGUACAGGUCACUGCUCCAUCGAUAAAUUACCAAGCCACACAGAUUCCCCUCGAUCUAAUAGAGGAUUUUAUUAAGAGAUUAUGGCUUGGAUACACUUUUAAUUCCGUAAAAUUAUCUGUGUCUCAAGUGGUGACCUGUACUCUGACCCGUGCAAAAACGACCUGUAUUUUAGACCCGCAGCUUGGGAGACUUAUUUGUUUGAUACGAAGAUGUGAUCUUGUUCACAAGUAAAUUUAUCACGUUCCAUAACGAAUAAGGAAGAGUACCGGUAAUUUGCAUAAUCAACGACUAGACAGCCGCGACGCUACAGGCCCUUUAAUGAACAAGCGCAUGCAACAGCGAACUGAAUAGGUGUGUUGCUAUAAGAUCAAUUUGAUUUGGCUUUUCUCUUUUUUAGUAAUGCGUGUAGCCAACCUUACGCUGUAACAUCAUUGUCUCUUAGCGGCUGCAGGAUGAACGAUCAGUUGUAAGUGUAACAGUACAUUUUCUCCUUUUGGACGGAACACUGAUAUAUACCAACGUCUUAAAAUUAUAUUGGACCGGCAAUCAUUCCAUCUCGUCGAACAUGUGGGGAGAUAUCCAGUACGCAACUUGAAUGUACGCUCAAUCUAUAUCAAUCGUUCAAUGUCACUUGUUCACACUGAAUGAACUCGACAUCAUCUGCCUGGAAACAUUAAAAGGAGCUUGAUUUCAAAAGAGUGGCUGCCUUUCAGCGCUUUUGUAUAGUCUGAAGACACCUGGAGACGUGUUUUUCUGUUUUAGUUGAAAACCUCUUGCUGGCCCUGUAGUCUUUUUGUUAACGUAAAUAACCAUCUUAAUGCCUGCAUUAAACGUGAGGCCCUUUCUGAUGACCUAGAUAAAUAACGGCGUCAUUGUGACUUUAAUUGGAAUGACGAUACCUUUCCCGUCUUUUUGCAGGUUACCGGCACCACUGGAUACAGAGUAAGUUCCUGAUAUGCCAAUGGGCCGGCAUUGUGUAGCUAGGUGGCUUUGGCAAGAAAAGAUUAAAAAGCAAUAUCUUAUUGAAUAUGAAUGAGCUGAAGAUAGUUUUGGGCUCUGAAAUGUCUGACAUCACUAUUCGCAAAGUGAGAAAGGAAUUUUACUUUCAGUUUAUAUGGUUGAUGUAAGCUAAAGGGGAUCAUACAACUCACAUGAAACCAGGAAAACUGGAUGAGAAAUAAGAAAACAAAGCAUUGAAAAAAACUCCCCAAUAUUAAAGAUUGUAAUUCAAACGAAAGUUUAUCUAAAAGAAAAAUGUCUCGAUUUAUUAAGACAGAAUGCUAAAAGCAAUCUUUUUUUCAGUCAGUUAGGUGGGAAAGCUACAAGGGCAGGAUUCGAUUCGGCCUAACUGAAGAAAGCGAACGAGCCGAAAGAACUGGAUUUGCUACCACCCCACAAUCAUGCGCUGUUUCCCAGAAUUAACUGUAGGCUUUUAGCCAAUGAGAAGACAGAUGGUGACUACAAUGUUUAAUAAAUAUAGUUAUUUUACCUCGCUCUAGACACGAGAAAUUAGACGAACCAUGGCCUGGACAUGCCUACACCUCGCACAUCUGUCGGUUUGACGUUUUCCCUAGAUUUGACCCCGAGCGCACCAAAUUUGGUGGUAAGUAAGUUUAGCCAAAAGUUGCUCGGCAACUUUUCGUCAACUUUUGUGAUUUUCGGCAACUUUUAAAAUUCUUGCCAACUUUUCAUUUUUUUUUAUAAUUUUUAAAUUUUUUUUUUUUACUUUUUUCGCAAUUACCAAUGCCAGCUUGGUGUUGCACGCCUGUCCACGAGGUCCACGGUAUCACAUCAAACGUUUUUCAAGAUAGCGGACAACACUGUCAUUGAUGAAGGCCUAUUGGCCUAUUGAGGAAGCUAAAAUUAAGGCUGGGGGCAAAUCUCCCUACCACCGAAAAAGCUCAAAUAGCUAGAGAAGGAACCGCAAUAAACCAACUUCAUGUGCAAACAAGUAAAACUUGAACAUUUUAAGCGCUGUCUAUAUAGAGGAGGCCAAAAUCGGUAAAUGGAAUGACGACCAGAGUAGGGAAAUGACUCAAGUUUUUUUUCCUUUUUUUCUCUUUAGUUUCCUCUCAACAGAAACUCAAACAGGUAAGCUGUGGACCGUUUGCAGUUCGACUUUUCUCUAAAAAUCCGUCUAGUUCUUAUCCCAGCCAGCGCGACUGCUGACUACGCCCCCGUUUAUUGCGUGCAUGAGUUGCUCGUGGUGUAACUUUGCAACGAAAAAUAAGAGACUGUUCGUAGUCUAGGCAAGAUGAAAGAAUCUUAUUACGAUUCAGCAGCAAGUAACAUGUUUGCAUCCAUUAGAAUAGUUUUUGAAAUCAACUUAAAAAGUAGAGUUAGAGGAAAAAAUUCAAAUGUAGAUUGUAGCUGUAAAGAUGAGUACGUAAAACUAGCGGCAUCUUUGGGGAGAAAAGUACGGGGGAGCAGGGUUUAUGGGGAAAGCCAAGAGAGGGAGUUGAAAGGGAAGGGGAAAGGGAGGUUAGAAUUGAAGGUACUGAACAAGACGGAGGGGUGAGCCAAAUUUGACUUGAGGAACUAGCUACCAAAUUAAGUACGUGAGUUAUAAAAAGAACUAGUCAAAUCAUUGGAAGAGGCACUUUACCACUACACCGAUGCAAAAGAAAGGACAGACGGGCAAAACUCAAGAAGGUUUAAACGGAUUUUAGCUGUUUUUUAAAACUGUUCAGCGGCCCAGAAGUUGUUCAGAUUAUCUCUGUUGCUAGUUUCAUUGUAUUAUAAAGCUUAGAAGACUCAUUUUUUUUGUCAUAAAGCUGUGAUUGUGUCGUUUUAGAACUGAGUAGUUUCCAGAAUAUACUUAGCCUUGAAAUGAAACAAAUUAGGCUAAACUAGUGUCCUUUUUCCUGAAAACCACUUCAAUAGUGAUUUAAUUUGUGAAACUUUAAUUACCUGCUCUGCCUGAUCAGAAUGCCGCUGAUUUCGUGUAUGCUUUUCCUUAGCAACUUCUCCCUUCAACUGAGGACGCAUUGGAGAAACUGUCAUACUCAAUCUACAGCACUUCAGUGUACCAGGACACAAUAAAGGAUAGUAAACACACCCCGAAUCAAAGAGGGGAGGCGUGUGAAGUCAAUGUAGUUAGUAUUCCUAACAAGGAAAACACUAGUUUAAUUGAAGUGGAAGAUUGGGAAGUGAAAGAUCAAGAAGAGAUCAAAGGAAAAACUGAAAAUGAAGAGGAGCAGGUCGAGGUAAGCUUUAACUGGUGUCAUCCAACAGCUCGCUUCAUUUACAAAUAGUUAGAUAACGGGUAAGAAUUUCAUUCAUAAUCGACGGCUGUGUACCUAGUUUUGUAUAAGUUCAAAGAAAGUUUCCCUCGGAAAAACAACUUCAAUGCAUUUUUUGAGGACCAUUUCUUGAGCCAGGCAGGUGGCCAUCGGUGCUUCUCUCAAACGCCACAAAAAUGACAACUUCGCGAUCGAUCAAACGACAACCGGCCGAGCCAGCCCUGCGUGGGUUAGAUCUCGAUGCUUAGGUACCGGUCCGCCUCGCAGAGCUGAAAAUAUUCCAGGUGAUCGGGGUUUAUGAAACCAAGGGAAUACAUAAAUAGAGGUUAUAGCGAACCAAAUGUAAUGAGAAUCGUUUCUUGUCUCUUGGUAUCAUUCUAUACACUCUUGCCUGUUCCCAUCGUUCAGAUAGUGGAGAGCUGUGCGAAGUAAAGAAAGCGAUGAAAAGUAGAGGGGGACUCUUUAUUUUUUUAAGUGCCUUUUUACUUCGCACCGCUCCCCACUAUCUGAACGCCUGGAACAGGCUAACUCUUCUAGGAAAGGUGCCACACAAACCUUUUGAGUCAAAAUUGGCUUCGUCCUGGACUAACUCACCUGAAUUAUUAAUACAGUACUAGGCUAAUAGUCAUCUCCGUGAACCGACCAAUUUCACUGUGUAGUGGGCAGAUAAAUAUUAUAAGGAAAGCCUAUGAGAAAAACUUUAAUAAAAAUGUGAUAAUCAUGAGCCAUGCGGUGUAACUGUGUGAGAUCGUAAUGCCAAAAAAAUUUCCUUCUGUUAGUAGUAACUUUAAUUUCUUGCUUUUUCUAAAAGAGGAAAAAUGAUACAAAAAUAUCACAAUUUUUUUCUGUGGCGGGGAAACCUUGAAAAAGGACUUCCUAAGAAUCGACCUGAUAACCUGGAAGAUAACGAUGUGGAAACUCAACCACAUUUGUCAGUGGUCUGGCCCACUUGGCCAGUUGGUCUCAACGAUAUGCGCAACACCGCUAAACUUUCCCAAAAUACCACUUCCCACUUAUGCUCCGCAGGAUUUCACAAAGAUCAGUCAGAUGCCCAGCCUGAAAGAAACCACUCAAAACAUUCAAGGAGGUUCAGAAGAAUACAGCCCAAAAUGUGGCUCACAGGAAAGUACUCACGAAAAUUGGAUUAG
Molecule: messenger RNA, 7476 nt
Organism: Porites lobata
Lineage: Eukaryota; Metazoa; Cnidaria; Anthozoa; Scleractinia; Poritidae
Source: the annotation of a GenBank genome assembly